UUGCACACGGUGGUGUUUUCCCCUUUGGAUUUUGCAAGGCUUUUUUGUCAUGAUGGGUGGAUUUUUCUCAUUUUCAUGGAAGCUGCUGUUUCUCUGCAUUUGUGUCGCAGAUAUGACCGUCGGCCAGGUCCGUUAUUCUAUACCUGAGGAAAUGGCGAAGGGCUCCAUUGUAGGGAAUAUCAUUCAGGAUUUAGGUUUGGAUGUCAAGCGGCUGAAAUCUGGGCGGGCGAGAAUAUUUACCGAGGACAGCAGUGAGUACAUCGGUCUUAAUUUGGAUAAAGGAACUCUUAUAGUCAACGAGAGGAUAGAUAGAGAGGAGCGGUGCGGGCAAGUGUCUCCUUGCUCUCUGCAUUUUCAGAUCAUACUGGAUAACCCAAUGGAGCUGCACCGCAUAGAUGUGGAAAUUCUUGAUAUCAAUGAUAACGCUCCGGUUUUCGCAAAGAGGGAAAUUAAUUUUGAAAUGAGUGAAUUAGCUGUUAAGGGAGCUCGAUUUUCUCUUGACAGCGCCAAAGAUCCAGACGUCGGGCUGAAUACUCUCCAAACGUAUAAACUUAGUCCGACAGAUCAUUUUAAAUUAAAUAUGCUAUCUCGACCUGACGGAACUAAAUAUGCUGAAAUGGUACUCCAGACACUGUUAGAUAGAGAAAAACAAGAAGAACAUAAACUAACACUAACAGCAUAUGAUGGCGGCGACCCCCCAAAAUCAGGGUCUGUCAAAAUUAACGUUAUUGUAAUGGAUGCAAAUGACAAUGCACCUGUGUUCAGCCAGUCUCUUUACAGAGUAACAGUUGCUGAAAACGCGUCAAGGGGUACUGUUAUUUUAAAAGUUAGUGCCACUGAUGCUGAUAAGGGAACAAAUGGAGAAGUGGUGUAUUCGUUGUCUCAAAAUAGUGAUAUUACAUCAUCUCUGUUCAAUAUAGAUCCCCAUACCGGGGAAAUGACAGUGAGAGGUGAGUUAAAUUACGAAAAAGUAAAACAUUAUGAAAUUGAUGUAGAAGCUACGGACAAAGGAGGGUUGAGAGACACAAGCAAGGUGCAAAUUGAGGUGAUCGACCUAAAUGAUAAUGCCCCCGUCAUAAGCAUAAUUUCCCUCUCCAAUCCCAUACCAGAGGACUCUGCUCCAGACACUGUUAUAGCCAUGCUCAAUAUCAAAGAUUUGGACUCAGGUAAAAAUGGCCGAGUUAAGUGUUCCAUUAACCCAGAUUUACCCUUCAAAAUCAAGUCAUCUUCGAUUAAUUUCUAUAGUUUAGUAUCUGAUGACGUUUUGGACCGCGAAACAGUGCCCGAAUAUAAUAUAACAAUAACAGCGAUGGACGAGGGUUCCCCACCGUAUUCUACAAACAAGACUAUUAAUAUAAGAAUUUCGGACGUAAACGACCACGCUCCAAUAUUCCCAAAACCUUUUUUCACCGCUUUCAUCACUGAAAAUAAUUCACCUGGCAUGUCACUCCUGUCUGUUAAAGCCAGUGACAAAGAUUCUGGGAACAAUGCGCGCAUUUCCUAUUUCCUUGAAGAUAGCCAACUGAAUGGGAUGUCAGCCUCGGCUUAUUUUUCAGUGAAUGCAGAGAGUGGAGAGAUACUUGCUGUGCGUUCCUUCGACUAUGAGCAAACAAAAGACUUCAAAAUUCGUGUCAAAGCGCAGGAUGGAGGCUCCCCUCCACUCAGUAGCAAUGUGACUGUAACAAUAAUGAUCCAAGACCAGAACGACAACCCCCCUCAGGUUCUGUACCCAGUCCAGACUGGUGGCUCUCUAGUGGCUGAAAUGGUCCCUCGUUCAGCAGAUGUGGGCUAUCUGGUCACUAAAGUGGUGGCUGUUGAUGUGGACUCUGGACAGAAUGCCUGGCUCUCCUAUAAACUGCAGAAAGCCACAGACAGGGCGCUGUUUGAAGUGGGCUUACAGAAUGGAGAAAUAAGAACUAUCCGCCAGGUGACUGAUAAAGAUGCUGUGAAACAAAGACUGACUGUUAUAGUGGAGGACAACGGGCAGCCCUCUCGUUCAGCUACAGUCAUUGUUAACGUGGCGGUGGCGGACAGUUUCCCUGAAGUGCUGUCAGAGUUCACUGACUUUACACACGACAAGGAGUACAAUGACAACCUGACUUUUUACUUAGUGUUGGCUCUGGCUGUAGUUUCCUUCCUCUUCAUCACGUGUUUAGUGGUUAUUAUAUCAGUGAAAAUCUACAGGUGGAGACGCGAGCGCCUGUUUUUCAAUUCCAGUGGAAAUCUUCCUGUUAUUCCAUAUUACCCGCCCCUUUACGCAGACGUAGGAGGCACCGGUACGUUGAAGCAGGCGUUCAGUUACGAGGUGUACGGAACUACUGACUCCCGGAAGAGUGAUAUGAAGUGUUCCCGACCCUUCAGUCAGAGCACUCUGAGUGUUGACCAUACCAGGACAGUGCCAAGGCAUAAAACUGAGUCAGAGCUCACAGAGGUGAGAUCUGCCUCUUUCUUGCUGCCUUAAAACCCUUGUUUUGUAUCUGUUCUUCAGUUCAGUUUAGCCACUGCUCACUCAUUAUUUGGAUUAUUCUGGUACUUUACCAAUUAUGCCUACAUUAAGUACUCACCGACAUGUCUACUCAAUCUCAGACUAUUCUUAUUGUGGUAAAGGUAGUCAACAUAUAUUUGGUCUCUUUGCAUCACAUCUCAUGUGUGGCUGGAUUUAAGGUUACAAACAGUUAUAUUUGAGCAUAAAUAUUAGUCAAGGAUGGUGGUAAAAUUUACAUUGGCAUUUCAUACUAUAUUGAACAUCCGUUUUUCUGUCACUGUUUAGGGAAGUAUCAACAGGACUUUUUAUCGUGCCCCCUUUCAUGCCCCAUACUUUUCUACCGCCUCAAUUUUGCCCAAAUAAAGCAUUUGAAUAGUUAAAAUACUAAAUAAAAUCACUAUCACUAAAUCACUAAAAUCAGUAAAAUACUAUAUUAGUUUCUUUCUUGCAUUUUCCCUUUUCGCUCAUUUUUCCUUUUCCUUAUUAUACAUACUCCAACACUGUUCUUGACUUUCUGGUGUGCUUUGUACAGAGGUUGUACAUGUAUGGUUUUAUAUGCUUUUUGUAAGAUACACCGUCAGAGCCUUGUAAUUUUUGCCUUGGACACUACAUCCUCCUUGCUGUUUUGUCACAUGUAUUUCACAUUAAUCACAUUAAUUCCAUUCUUUGAUAUUCAUAUUGACUCAUUUAUCAUCUACUAGAGCUUGCGAUUAUAUGAAAAAUCAGGCAUUGAAAUAUGAUCUGUGCAUACAAACCAAGUAAAAACAUGUUGACAGACAGACUUACAUAAUGUACUAUAUGCCCUAUCAGAGAGCAUUGUGUGAUGAUCUACAGAAAUGAGAACAAGAGAACAGUAUAGCAGCCACAAUGAAAGAAAAAAAGAUUCUUGGCUUCAUCCCUUCUAAAGCACUUCUACAGAUUGCUCUCGCAUAGAAACACAACCACGCAGUGUACUACUUUUUCAGUGACCUAAUUCCCUCUGUAACAUUGUACAGCCAUAGGCAUUGGGCUGCACACAGAGAAAAAAGUGAAGGGAUGGAUACAGGCAAACUAUAACAAGAGGAGUUAGUGAAAACCAAUUAAAAAUGCAAACAUGACACAAUAACAUUGAUUAAGAGGCUUAAAAUGGGGUAGAGGGGGAAGAGGAAACAGUCACUACUGGU
Thunnus maccoyii (southern bluefin tuna) is the source of this 3648-nucleotide messenger RNA. RefSeq names its product protocadherin gamma-A11-like. Gene Ontology annotation, molecular function: calcium ion binding. Lineage: Eukaryota; Metazoa; Chordata; Actinopteri; Scombriformes; Scombridae. The transcript has a single exon. The coding region runs from base 50 to 2461 and encodes 803 amino acids. Gene Ontology annotation, biological process: homophilic cell-cell adhesion. Gene Ontology annotation, cellular component: plasma membrane. The record is from RefSeq and is a predicted model, not a curated record.